GGUAGGGCGGCGCAAACGCCACCGUGGCGCGUUCUGUGGAGCGACGUCAACCCGCACAUGCAGCCAACAGGUCGGGCCAACAAGGCUACAUCGACAGCACACCGUUGUAGAUAAGCUGGGUUUGCUCCAUUUGUCAAGGCAAGUACAGCAUUCAUGUUCCUUACUGUCGACCAGCGAUGUCUGCCAAAGCUCCGCCACCGCCUUUACCUCCACGCGAGAGCAGCAGUAUGCCACAAUCUCCCUUAGACGCGCCUCCUCCUUAUAACCCACCGUCUCCCGCAUCAACAGUCUCGGCAGGACUAUGGAGCUCCCAGGACCCUCGUUCUUCAUCCAUGCAAAGUCUGUUACCCGAGUAUACCGAACACGACGGUGGUCGUCGAAGGUUACUGCUCAUCUAUAUCCACGGCUUUAUGGGCGAUGAGAUGUCCUUUCGGUCUUUCCCGGCACAUCUACACCAUUUGCUGACUGUUUUGCUGUCGGAUACGCAUGUUGUGCACACCAAGGUCUACCCUCGCUAUCGUUCGAAGCGCAACAUCUCUUUUGCGCGAGAUGACUUCAGCCGGUGGCUUGAACCUCACGAGGAUUGGCAGACCGACGUUGUGCUUCUAGGCCACAGCAUGGGUGGCCUUCUAGCGGCAGAGAUUGCCCUUAUGCCAUCUCCAGAUCCGGCAAGUCGGGCACUGAAGCAUCGAAUACUGGGCACUAUCAACUUCGAUGUGCCGUUCUUGGGUAUGCAUCCCGGAGUAGUUCGCUCAGGUCUAUCGAGCAUAUUCAUGCCCGCGGAAGAGACUCACGAGGACAAGUUCUCACCAACGCUAUCACCGGUUUCGACAACCAACAGCAUAUCUGCUUCCGCAAUGGCUUCUGCGGAACAGCUCCCUGACGCUCUAUGGAGGCCAGAAGAAAACGAUCCCACUUACAACCCGUCAUUUCAGAACGAUGUUGUUCUACCCAUUCGAAAAGGGUGGAAGAGCGCUUGGCACUUCAUCAACAAGCACUCAUCUAACCUGACCGAGCUGGGAAAUGCGACUAAGAAGUUGAUUUCUUCGCAUAUGGAAUUCGGCGGAGCGAUGGCCAAUUACGACGAACUUAAUCGACGCUACGUGAGGAUACGAGCGCUCGAGGAGGAUGAUGCAGCGAUAAGGAAGUCUGUUGUCGCGGAAGGGCCGGCACCGCCACGGGUACGCUUCGUGAAUUAUUACACCGCCAGCACUGGCAGGCCGAAGAAGGUGAAGCCCAUAGAGGCAAGCAAAUCUCAGGAAUUGGUGGCGGACGAGGGUGCUGCACACAACAAUGCUACUUCGCUGGUGAGUAAGAACGCAGCGUUGACCGACGGUAACAAGCCAGCAAGUCCUCGCAUAUCCCUUGAGGAGUGUCGAGAUGACGGCAGCAUCAUUGAGAAGCCAAUCGCCGAAGACUCUGACACACUGGAGGAGGAGCAAUGGGGCGAUGCAGCGGAGACACUUACAAUACAAGAUCCGCGGCCAGUGUCCGAUGAUGAGACCGACGCGGAUAUAAGCAGCGAGCCAACGGCAGAUUUGUCUCCCAUCGCGUCCGUCGAUCAAGAGUCAACAUUGCCACCAAUUCCGGAGUUACCACCCGCGCCUCCGCCGCUUGAUGUGUCGUACAUACAAGACGCAUCUACGCGGAAACUGGUCGAAAAGGAACACUCCCGAGCGCUCAAAGCUCACGAACAAGCGAUGAAGAAUCGCGAGAAAGCUAUCCGUGACCGAGCGAGGCUUGCCGAGAAGGUGCGAGCACAAUCGCAGAAGGACGCACAGAAAGUGCAGAAGGAUGCCAAGAAGGCGCAAAAGGAUGAGCUGAAAGCCGACCAAAAGGCUCAUGAGCAAAGACUCGCAGAGGAGCGAAAGCAGGGCAAGCAGCCUAUGACGCAGCAGCAGAAAGAAGAAUUGAGGCUGCAGCAGGAGACAGCACGUAUGGAAGCAGAGGCGCGACGGCUUAGAGGCGAGCCAGAACCGAGAACUGUCGAAGACUCUAAUACUGUAUUGACAGCGUCAGAAACGAGCGGUGACCGAACCCUGCAAAGCAGUAAAUCUGCCAUGUCUGCCCGGGACACUGCCCCUUCCAUUCUGAGUAGGACUACUACAGGUACAUCCUCAAUGCAGCCUUCUGCCGAGCAUAGCCAACAGCAGCAACACGAUCGCAAAUUCUGCAUGCUCCCGCCCAAGGACGCUUCAGGUCAGCGAGAUCCUUGCUGGGUCCGCAUCUUCAUGGAGAACGUGGAUGAAGUGGGUGCGCACUGUGGACUUUUCUUCAUAGAUGAGCGCUACGAAAGGCUUGUCGGAGACGUCGCGGAAAGAAUCGAAGGCUGGGUGUUUGAGGCUAUCAGCCAAGGCGUGGCGAGCAGCGAGAAGAGCUAAGCAGCAGUGCUCUGACGACCCGUUUGUACACGAUUUCCCGGCAUCAUUUGUUGAGCCGACUUCUACCAAGCGACGCUCAAGCGCUGACCUCAUGAGACAACCCUGUGAAAUCAUCGUGAACAAAACCCAGGACCUCAAUGUCUUUUGGCAGUAGUGGGUCAGCUUUGAUCAAGGCGACGUCUUCUCUGACACUGGCCU
Messenger RNA from Baudoinia panamericana UAMH 10762, 2579 nucleotides. RefSeq lists its product as uncharacterized. Lineage: Eukaryota; Fungi; Ascomycota; Dothideomycetes; Mycosphaerellales; Teratosphaeriaceae. The record is from RefSeq and is a predicted model, not a curated record. The transcript has a single exon. The coding region runs from base 177 to 2381 and encodes 734 amino acids.